GGAACCCUCAACUUUCACAGACCACCUGAGACAACACCUGCAGAGCAAUGGCGUCCAUCGUGCUGAAGAGAACCGCCCAAAAGGUGCGAAACUCCGGUCUUAUCUUGUUGAGCAUGAACAAUCGCAGAUGCCUUUGGUAGGCUUUGGUCUGUGGAAGGUCAACAAAGACACUUGCGCCGAGACUGUCUUCAACGCCAUCAAGUCUGGAUACCGUCUCCUCGACGGUGCCGGUGACUACGGCAAUGAGAAACAAGCCGGUGAGGGUGUCAAGAAAGCCAUUGAGGCCGGGAUCGUAAAGCGGGAGGACCUCUUCAUCACUUCCAAGCUUUGGAAUACCUUCCAUGCGAAGGAGCAUGUAGCGGCCCUUGCCAGGAAACAAUUGGCUGACUGGGGUCUGGACUACUUUGACUUAUACCUCGUCCACUUCCCCAUCGCCCUCAAGUACGUCGACCCGAGCCACAGAUACCCUCCCGAGUGGUUCGGCGAUGACGGCAAAGUCUACCUUCAAAACACACCCAUGAUCGAGACAUGGCAGGCCAUGGAGCAGGUCGUCGACGACGGUCUCGCGAAGAACAUUGGUCUGAGUAACUGCCAGGGAUCGCUGAUCCUGGACGUCUUCCGCUACGCUCGCUAUGAACCGCAGGUGCUCCAGAUCGAGCACCACCCUUACCUGACUCAGGAGCCGUUGAUCAAUUUGUGCAAGACUCUCGGCAUCGCAGUCACCGCGUACUCAUCCUUCGGCCCCCAGAGUUACGUGGAGCUCGGCGCCCACAAGGGCGCAGCGAGUCUGCUGCAGCACAACUUGAUUGCGGAGAUCGCGCAUCACAAGGGUAAAUCCGCGUCCCAGAUCCUGCUGCGCUGGGCUACACAAAGAGGACUGGCUGUCGUGCCCAAGUCGAACAAUCACAAGCGGUUGCUCCAAAACUUGGAGUGCACCGACUUUGACCUGUCGCCGGAAGAGAUGAAGGCGAUCAGCGCUCUCAACAUCAACUUGAGGUUGAACGACCCUGCGGACAUUGAUUCCCGCAUGGCUAUCUUCGCCUAA
Molecule: messenger RNA, 1045 nt
Organism: Gloeophyllum trabeum ATCC 11539
Lineage: Eukaryota; Fungi; Basidiomycota; Agaricomycetes; Gloeophyllales; Gloeophyllaceae
Product: xylose reductase
Exons: 10
Coding region: 128-1045 (305 amino acids)
Cellular component (GO): cytosol
Molecular function (GO): aldose reductase (NADPH) activity
Source: RefSeq, a predicted model, not a curated record